This is a messenger RNA of Brassica oleracea var. oleracea, 1220 nucleotides long. RefSeq names its product 2-oxoisovalerate dehydrogenase subunit alpha 1, mitochondrial-like. Bases 99 to 1220 code for a protein of 373 amino acids. Gene Ontology annotation, biological process: branched-chain amino acid catabolic process. The record is from RefSeq and is a predicted model, not a curated record. Gene Ontology annotation, molecular function: oxidoreductase activity, acting on the aldehyde or oxo group of donors, disulfide as acceptor. The transcript has 6 exons. Lineage: Eukaryota; Viridiplantae; Streptophyta; Magnoliopsida; Brassicales; Brassicaceae.
UUUGCACUCAAACAUCGUUAAAGACGCAAUAUCUUUCGUCUUUCUUGUAUUACUCUUCAUCAUUUUCUUCUCCUCUUCUUCCUGUCCUCUUUGCAGACAUGGCGAUCUGGUUUGCUAGAUCAAGAAACAUCGUUUUUAGCUUGAGACAUAAUCUGAAUUUGCCGGGGAUUCUCAUCAAACGUGAUUACUCUCCUCGUCCCGCUUUUACAAACUCUCAGUUAUCUUCGAAAUCAUCAGUGUUUUUGGAUUCCUUCACGAGCCUACGUCACGAGUCUACGGCAGUGGAGAAACAACUUGACUUGGUUCAGCGAAGUGAUGAGGAAAACCCUGAUCAGGAAUUGGAUUUUCCGGGAGGCAAACUCGGUUCUACAUCUAAGAUGAAAUUCAUCCCUGAAUCAUCUCCUCUAAGAGUUCCUUGUUAUCGAGUUCUUGACGAAGACGGAAGAAUCAUCCCCGAUAGCGAUUAUAUCCCGGUGAGCGAGAAACUCGCGGUUAGAAUGUAUGAACACAUGGCGACGCUUCAAGUGAUGGACCACAUCUUCUACGAAGCUCAACGUCAAGGAAGAAUAUCCUUCUUCAUCACUACCGUCGGAGAAGAAGCCAUUAACAUCGCUUCCGCCGCCGCUCUCAGUCCAGAUGACGUCGUUUUACCUCAGUACCGAGAGCCUGGAGUGCUUCUAUGGCGCGGCUUCACGUUGCAAGAGUUUGCGAACCAGUGCUUUGGUAACAAAGCUGAUCACGGCAAAGGCAGACAAAUGCCGGUACAUUACGGCUCUAACCGACACAACCACUUCACUGUCUCCUCGCCCAUCGCAACACAGCUUCCUCAAGCUGCUGGAGUUGGCUAUUCUUUGAAAAUGGAGAAGAAGAAUGCUUGUGCAGUAACAUUCAUCGGAGAUGGCGGCACUAGCGAGGGAGAUUUCCACGCCGGAUUGAAUUUUGCGGCGGUGAUGGAAGCUCCGGUGGUUUUUAUAUGUCGGAACAACGGUUGGGCUAUCAGCACUCAUAUCGAGAAGCCUAUUGUGAUGGACUUAGACAGUGACGAUGACUAUGUGAAUGAUGUUCUUUGGGGACAAGUGAAUGACUGUAUGAUGGAUACGGAGCAAGCUGGAUAUUUCAAUAGAGUGAGGAUGAUAAUCGUUUCAACAAGUAAACCUGGAGAGGAGAUUAAAGUGAAACGUAAGGAUGAGGAAUACAAAAUAUAUUCUUCGAAAGGAUAA